Molecule: messenger RNA, 1999 nt
Organism: Glycine soja
Lineage: Eukaryota; Viridiplantae; Streptophyta; Magnoliopsida; Fabales; Fabaceae
Product: proline-rich extensin-like protein EPR1
Exons: 2
Coding region: 179-1795 (538 amino acids)
Cellular component (GO): plasma membrane
Molecular function (GO): electron transfer activity
Source: RefSeq, a predicted model, not a curated record
CCUUCACUUGUGUGCACUCACUUUCUACACAACUCUCUCUCUCUCUCACUCCACUUCACUUCUGCCACCUAUGAAGUUUCUUUAAUUUGUGCAUAUUCCAUCACACUCUCUCUCUUCUUCUCUGCCAGUUUAUGUACACUAACUCAAUACACAACACUCAUUAACAUUUCUUUUCCUCAUGGAACUUGAGAUACGUGCUUGUCUCUUGUUGUUUCUCUUUAGUCUCUUCUCAUGCUCUCAAGCCUACACUUUCUAUGUUGGUGGGAAAGAUGGGUGGGUUUUGUACCCUUCUGAGAAUUACAAUCAUUGGGCUGAAAGGAUGAGGUUCCAAGUCAGUGAUACUCUUGUUUUUAAGUACAAGAAGGGCUCGGAUACUGUGUUGGUGGUGAACAAGGAUGAUUAUGAGAAAUGUAACAAGAAGAACCCGAUCAAGAAGUUUGAGGAUAGUGAAUCGGAGUUUCAGUUUGAUCGAUCGGGUCCAUUUUACUUCAUUAGUGGGAAAGAUGGUAAUUGUGAAAAGGGUCAGAAAUUGAUUAUUGUGGUGUUGGCUGUGAGAGAGCCACCUCCUUAUUAUCCUCCAACACCUCCAAACACUCCCUAUGUUCCAAUUACUCCUCCAAAAGCACCUUAUGUUCCAACACCUCCUCAAACUCCUCCAAAAAUUCCUUAUCCACCUUAUGUUCCAACCCCUCCAAAAACACCUUCUCCUAUUCACAGUCCUCCCUAUGUUCCUCCUAAAGCACCUUCACCUACUAAUCAUCCUCCAUUUAUUCCAACUCCUCCACAAACUCCUUCCCCUGUUUAUACUCCUCCUAAUGUUCCAACACCUCCCAAAACACCUUCUCCUAUUUACGCCCCCCCAAUAGCUCCUUCCCCGGGUAACCAUCCACCCUAUGUUCCUACACCUCCAAAAACACCUUCUCCUUCUUAUAGUCCUCCAAAUGUUCCCACUCCUCCCAAAACACCUUCACCUAUUUACACUCCACCAAAUGUUCCCACUCCUCCAAAAACACCUUCUCCAGCUUAUAGUCCUCCAAAUGCUCCUUCUCCUCGUAACCAACCACCCUAUAUUCCAACACCUCCAAAAACACCGUCUCCUUCUUAUAGUCCUCCAAAUGUUCCCACUCCUCCAAAAACACCUUCCCCUGGCAACCAACCUUAUGUCCCAACCCCUCCAAACACUCCCUCUCCUAUUUCUCAACCUCCCUACACUCCAAACCCUCCAAAAACCCCUUCCCCUACCCAUCAACCACCUUUUGUUCCAAUAACCCCAUCUCCAUUUUCUCAACCACCUUAUGUCCCAAAACCUCCAAAAACCCCCUCACCUUCUUCUCAGCCUCCUUUCACUCCAACACCUCCAAAAACCCCAUCUCCAACAUCUCAACCACCUUACAUCCCCACACCUCCUUCUCCCAUUUCCCAACCUCCUUCUAUUGGAACACCUCCAAACACUCUUUCCCCAACAUCUCAACCACCCUAUCCAUCCACCAUCCCUCCCUCAACCUCACUCUCUCCAUCUUACCCACCUUCACCUUCACCUUCAUCUGCACCCACUUACCCACCUUCCUACCUGGCUCCGGCAACAUCGCCACCAUCCCCGUCGACGUCAGCCACCACUCCCACCAUUUCUCCGGCAGCAACAACUCCCUCACCGUCGUCGUCGUCGUCGUCGGGGGCGUCGAACGAAACGACGCCAGCCAGACCAAACGGCGCGUCGUCUGUAGCACCGUCGAGGUUAGGGCUGUAUUCACUGACCAUUCUGGCUGGUGCUGCUCUAAGCACCAUUCUUGGUUAGAAAAAUCAAACUUUUUUUUUGGGAACUUGAGUUAUAGUAUAUAGUAAUUGUGAACAUUUUCAUUUUUUUUGCUAAUAUUGUUAUUUUGGACAGAUGAGAUCGUGUCUCAUAAUUAAUUUUAUGUUGUAGUAUAAUCUGUGUAUCUAUGGUUACCAAUGUGAGUUGUAGUAAUUACCAUCAAUUCAUUCCUUGUUGCUCGAGUUU